AUGUCCUGGGCGGCGGGUCCCGGCACCUUGCCGCUGUUUGUGCAGGGGCGUCCCCCAGGGAUCACGUUCGGUGGAUCCUGGCAACAAGCUCCCGUCGCAACCUUGGAAGGGAGCGGUGCUGUUAGGUCGCCGAGUCCUCAGCUUCUCCGCAUCCGCCGUGGAUCAUUGAACAACAAAGCCUCGAAUUUCGAACUCUCAUGCGCCACGGAAGAUGAGAUCGACAUCUUCGCGGAGAUGAGCUCUUCCUCUCCAACGCCCGGCCAAUCGCCGCCGCAACGGCCUUCCAAAAGAAGCGAAAUCCCACAGAAACUGCGCAAUGGCUCUGUCAUUAUCCCCUCCACUGGCGAACGGUCACACCGCAGUUUUACCCUCCGGCCUUCUAGCUUGUUCUCAUCAAGGCAAGCCGAUGCUUCCGAGUCUCCCGAGACCGAGCCUGGCUUUUCACGGCAGUCUAUCUCGAACCGAGCACAUGCGACGGCACAUAGCGUCCGCGAAGGAGGCGCCCCGUUCCUCCGCUGGUUGAACUCUCCUGUCGGUCAUGGGAUAAUAAAGUGCACGCUCGCAUACACGUUGGGCAGCUUAGCAACUUUCUGGCCGCCCCUCUCCAACUUCUUAGGCAGACCAGACGGGAAACACGUCGUGGCUACCUUGACCGUCUACUUCCAUCCUGCGAGGUCUAUGGGAUCCAUGAUCGAGGCGGUCCUGAUCGCGAUUGUGGCCGUCGCAUACGCCGAAUUAGUCUCCAUUCUAUCCAUGUGCACAUCGAUACUUUUUGGUAGCGUUUUGGGAAUGGUCACCCUUGCCCAUGGCCUGGUUUUAGCCGUCUUCAUAGGGGGCGGCUUUGGCUUCAUCGGAUGGGUCAAGCAGAGGAUGAACAACCCGCUCGUCAAUGUCGGCAGCACCCUUGCUUCGCUCGCUAUCAUCGGCGUUGUUACCAAAGAGACAGCUGUCCUCACGAGCGUCUUCUCGAACCAAAAGAUUGUCCAAAUUCUCAAAAUGCUUCUGAUGGGCAUCACGAUCACCACGAUUGUCAACGUUACGGUGUGGAGAGCAUCCGCCGUAUCCGCUCUACGUCAGUCAAUGACCAAGGGAUCAAUCUCGCUCGGCGGCAUGCUGUCGCUGAUCACCCGUGGUUUUCUCAGUGGGUCCGAAGACGACGUGCUCUCACCUGAAUUUGCCGCCGCCUCCUCUGCGUACUCGUCUGUCUAUCCACAAAUGACCAAGAAUCUCCGCGAGGCCAAGUUUGAGCGUUACUUUCUGGGACGUGAGAGGGUCUACCAACUCGAUAGGGCGGUGGUGAGGUCGAUGGAGACCCUGGCCCAGUCCAUUGGCGGGUUGCGCAGCGCCGCGAACUCUCAAUUUGCUCUCCUCAAGGAGCCUAUGGCUCCAUUAUCGCGUGUCGGGUCUCCGGUCGGUCGCGUUACCUCUCCCCUUUUCUCGCCGAACCUCCAUCGGACGAUAGUUAGCACUAUGAGAAACGGGAGGGAAGGGUUGCCCUUGCUAUCCGCCAUCGACGAGGCAUCUGAUGAGAGCCGUGAGGAGGAGGGUGGUUAUUUUGCCCCGAGACGCCAGUCCGAUGCCACCGCUGCAAGCCUGCCUCCCUUCAGACACGCGUCAGAGAUCUUUGCACUUUUUAUUGAGUUGCUCGGGCCUUCGAUGAAGUCAUUGGCCUAUACCUUGUCCGAGGUUCUCCAAGAUCCUCCGUUCGGAGCAGCCCCCGACUAUAAAAUCACCAUCAACGACCAUUUUCGUAACAGCCUUGCCGAUGCUUUGUCCCUGUUCAACGAAGCCAGGGCGCAUGCCCUUCAAGAACUGUACAAGACCCUUGAACUAGACCGUACUCGGUCCGAGGCGAUCCAGGCCGACUUUGAAGAGGUUGCGGCCGCUUGCGGUCAUUUUAGUUUCAGCCUACAAACGUUUGGCGAGGAGAUGCAGAAGUACUUGGAUGUAUUGGAUGACCUAAAGCUUGCCGAUGAGCACAACAAACGUAGUUGGCAUUGGCUCAAGUGGUGGAGGAACGGCCGCCAACCCGGCCAGAAAGCCUUAGCCCUGCCGUACGACAACGAAGAGCAAGAGCCCUUGAUCAAACCGAUCAAGAAGACCGCGAUGCCCCGAGGCGUAGAGCCGUUGCUCAGGCGGAGAGACACGUUCAGCUGGGAAGCUGCCCCGGAGACCAAGAAAAGUAAAGUCGUCGCAACAUUAUCUCAAAGGGUUCUUAAGGCGGCAAGGAGGUUGGCCAGAGAUGACCUUCGGUUUGGCUUGAAAGUCGGCGUCGGAGCGGCCCUUUGGGCCUCGCUCGCAUUCAUCCCACAGACCAGGGAAACGUACCGGCACUGGAGAGGCGAAUGGGGCCUUCUUUCGUUUAUGAUUGUCUGUUCCAUGACUGUAGGAGCCGCCAACACGACCGGCUGGGCAAGGUUCUUGGGGACCCUCAUCGGCAUUGCAACCGCGGGUCUGAACUGGGAGGUAUCGCAGCAAAGUCCCUUCGCCCUCAUUCCACUCGGGUCGCUCGUGGCAUUUUGGAGUUUUUAUGUCAUUAUCGCGCGAGGGAACGCCCCUAAUGGGGAGAAUCACGCUACUGGCCUACAACGUGUCGACGCUGUACGCCUACAGUCUCUCUCAAAGGUUGACGAUGACGAUGACGACGAAGGUGGGGUGGACCCUAUUAUCAAGGAAAUCCUGCUUCAUCGAUUCACAGCGGUGACGGUUGGGAUUAUUUGGGGGUUGAUUGUGUGCCGUCUGAUUUGGCCCAUCUCCGCACGCAAGAAAUUCAAGGAGGGCCUCAGCAUGCUGUACCUCCAGAUGGGCCUUAUCUGGAAGCGUGGGCCGCUUGCCAUUCUACUCCGCAGCGACUGCACCCGCUCCUAUCUCCGCACCGGUGAGCAGGCGGCCCUCCAAAAGUAUGCCGCGCGCCUCGACAGCCUCCGUAGCAGCGCCGCCCGCGAGUUUGAGCUCCGCGGCCCGUUUCCCUCGGAACAAAGCCGGCUACUCAUGGGCUGCGCCCAACGUCUGCUCGACGCCUUCUACGCCAUGUCACUCGUCACGCAGCGCAAGGGCAACUUGACUGAGGGCGAGCGCGCCCUGCUGCUGUAUACGGCCGACGAGCGGGCCAUGUUGUGCGAUCGCAUCUGCCACGUCUUCCAGGUGCUGGCCUCGUCGCUUAUGCUCGAGUACCCGCUCACGGACGCCAUCCCCAGCGUGACGCGGAUGCGGGAUCGACUGCUGGGGAAGAUCUUUCAGUUCCGGAAGGACCAUCAACAGGAUGCCGACGAGGGCGGUAGUAACAAUGACGCUACGACGAACUAUGUUGGCCUUGGGCGUUUGGGACAUUUGAAUGUGCAAGAACAUGACUACGCGCUGCUUUAUGCUUAUGCUUUGGUCACGGGCCAGGUGGCGGAGGAGUUGAAGGUGGUUGCUAAGGAGAUCGAGGGUUUGUUUGGCGUUCUGGAUGACGAGACUCUGCUUCUGCAGUGA
Molecule: messenger RNA, 3474 nt
Organism: Chaetomium globosum CBS 148.51
Lineage: Eukaryota; Fungi; Ascomycota; Sordariomycetes; Sordariales; Chaetomiaceae
Exons: 4
Coding region: 1-3474 (1157 amino acids)
Source: RefSeq, a predicted model, not a curated record